Messenger RNA from Diatraea saccharalis (sugarcane borer), 735 nucleotides. The record is from the annotation of a GenBank genome assembly. Lineage: Eukaryota; Metazoa; Arthropoda; Insecta; Lepidoptera; Crambidae.
AUGUCUCUUAUUCGUAAAUUCAUUCUAUCAACUACUGAGUAUUUCUUCAAUAGAAGUGACUUGAGUUUCAAUAAGAAAGCUGAAGAAGCGUUGUCAGAUUUUAUUCAUCAUUCACAAACGUUAUUGUUACAAAGCUACAUUUGCGAUGAUAUCUUGAUGAUUCACACAAAGAUCCAAUUUGACCAGAAGAAAUCCAUCAUAUUUUAUAAAUCUAAAGCUUUAGAGCUUGAUUCUGAUAAAUGUGUGGAAUACAUCAAUCUCAUAACUGUUACCAAUAAUGCUGCUGAAUCAUUAUAUCAAGUUGUAAAGCAAAUAUAUUCACCUCUUUUGGCAAAUGAUUAUGACUUAUACUCCAAUAAGUUACAAAAGAAUCUCUCAGAUUUGGAAUCCAACUUGAGAAUCAUCACCCAUGGUAAAGCAAAAGAAAAUACAAAUGUGAUACUAACUAUUGAAGAUGAAGUGGAGUAUUGGAAAAGUAUUGCAGAUAAAAAUGACGCUACAAAAAAAGAUAGAGAAAUUGCAUCAGCAUAUCAUGAUUUAUUUGAAGAUAUAUGUGAGGAGUUAAGAUUAAUGCAAGCAAGUACAGUAUCUGAAAUGAGGGAACCAACUGAAAACAUUGGUGGUAUUUUAGACGAUAUUUGGAGAUUUACCACAGUAACAUAUUCAGAAGACAGAAUGAUACAUAUUAUCAACAUCAUUGGUAAUUUUUUAAAUCAUAUGCUUAGUAGUAGUUAG